UUUGUAGAAGCUGUCUCUUGAAGUACUUGGAGUCAUCUUAUAACUGUCCAAAAUGUACAACAGAAAUUCAUAAAACAAAGCCACUUGAAUAUACAAGGUCAGAUCCGGUAUUACAAGAAAUAGUGUAUAAACUGGUUCCUGAAUUAUAUUUUGAAGAAGAAAAAAGAAGAGAGAAAUGGCAGAAAAUUGACAAAAAUAUUGGUGGUUUUAGGUCAAAAAUAUGCAAAGAUCUUCGCAAAGAUAUCUCAAAAAAAAAUUCGGACAAACCUGGUUCAUUUGAGUUUACAAAAGAUAUGUUCAAUGAAUCUCGCAUACUUGUUACCUUGAAAUAUUUUAGAGGUACUUCUCGAAUAGAGCGGAUAAAAACAGAAUCUGUGCUUCAAAUGUUUCCUACACGAUAUCUUUGUUGCAAGCCUAAUAUGCCUGUUAAAGUACUUAAAAAGUUUGUCCAAUACAAAUUCGAUAUCUCUUCAGAAACAUUUCAGAUAGACUUGUGGCGUGGUGAUGAAACUUUGAUGGAUAAUCUUACACUGAAACAAAUAGUACAAAUAUAUGGUUUGUACAGAGAGAGAAAACCAUUAGAACUGCAUUUCAGUGUUUAUCCUAAUUCAAAUGGCAGUAAAGAAACUGACGGUACUCAAAAUGACGAGAAUGUGGCGUCAUAGAGGGAAUGUGUCGGCAAAAUUAGAAUGUGGCGUUAUAGCGAGAAUGCCUCGUCAAAAAGACGGUUCUCAUAUUAAAAUUUGGUGAUUUAAAAAAUGUCAAAACAACAUCGGAUUAUUAGUUA
Molecule: messenger RNA, 787 nt
Organism: Hydra vulgaris (swiftwater hydra)
Lineage: Eukaryota; Metazoa; Cnidaria; Hydrozoa; Anthoathecata; Hydridae
Source: RefSeq, a predicted model, not a curated record